Oikopleura dioica is the source of this 1644-nucleotide messenger RNA. The record is from the annotation of a GenBank genome assembly. Lineage: Eukaryota; Metazoa; Chordata; Appendicularia; Copelata; Oikopleuridae.
AUGAGCGAGAACGGCUCCGUCGACGAAAUCAAGGUCGAGGAGAUCAACUACGACACAGAUGCAAACAACGAAGUCGCCAUCAAGGCUGGCGAUGGCGCGGAGCUAAGUGAAGACAACGAGCUCAACCGAAAGAAUGGACGAAACUUGAACCUCAUCAAGUGCGAAGAGUGCGGCCUGAUCUGCGCGGGACAGAGCCAUUACAACGUGCACAUCCGAUCUCAUACAGGAGAACGGCCCUUCAAAUGCGCUAUUUGCGGCGUGGCAUUCACGCAGAAAGGAAAUCUCCGACGUCACUACAAGAUCCAUAGCGACGAGAAACCUUUCCAAUGUCCAAUCUGCUCGUAUCGAUGUCGUCGACGUGACGCGCUCAACGGACACAUGCGCAUUCACUCAGACAUGCGGCCUUAUCGCUGCUCUUACUGCGCCCGCUCGUACAAGUCACGCCAGUCAAUGAAGGAACACGAAUAUCAAUGCCCGUACAAGUCAGACCCCGUCCAGCCUACUCCACCAGGAUCAGAAGGAUUUCCUUUCCAGAACGAAGCAGGUCUUCGAAAUCCAAUGGCACUUCCUUGCCCUCGCCCAUCUACAAGUCAGCCAGCACCAGCGCUAAAUCAACUUGGACAACUGGGAGCACGACCACCAGCAUAUCCACCAGCAAACAUCAACGAACUUCUAGCCCUACGAGCGCGACUAAUGGCACCCGGAGCACCUCCUCCACCACCACCUCAAAUUCGACCAGGUUUUCCUGGCUUGUUUGGCAACUCGAUUCCUCCAAUACCUCCUACAACAACUCCAUUUAAUCCUGAAAACCACCGCAACGGAGCAGGUAUGGGCGGAACGCAUGCGCUCGCACUUCAUAUACGUCGGCUUCUGGCCAACGCCGUACAACAGCAGCAGCAGGGUGGAAUCAGAAACCCACUUGAGAAGUCGUCCUUGUCAGAGGCGACGCCAAGCUCGCACUCCUCACACUCCUCUGCCGAGGACUCAGGCCAGGUAAUUAAGUUUUCGCCUACUGAGUCGAAAAUCAAGCCAACCGAUAUCAACCAAAAUGUUGCCAAGAUCCUUGCAAACAUGGUCCAGCCCCAAGCCGAUUCUCCUCUUAUUCCGGAGUCACGAAAGCGACCACACUCCUUCGAAAGCGAGCCAACUCCGAAACGUAUGCGCUCCCCAAAUCCAACAAAUUUGAACCUCGCCGACUCUUCCAAAGACGAUGAAGUUUUUGUCAACGAAUCGCCUCUGGAAAACUCUGUUGUCGCCGACGUCCCACCAGUUGAUGACAACGAGGACGUAGAUGUCAGUGUAGAGCCACUCGACGAGAGCAAAAACGAAAUUUCCAGCGUUGAUUCCCAGUCGCCCCUCGACCAAAUCGCACAAGACGAACAUAUGGAAAUCAAGGCGCAGAUAAGCGUCUUCAAAAACGGCGCCAAGUUGAAUAGCUGGGAGUGCGAGACCUGCAACUGUAUUUUUCUCAAUGAGAUCACUUAUCGAAUUCACAUGGGAGUCCACAUGCAUGCCGAUCCACUGUGCUGCAACUCGUGCGGCAAACGUUGCUCCGACCAGCAAGAGUUCCAAGCCCAUCUAGUUCACCACCAGCAUGUUAAUAAUACGGUCCCCACUGCUCCAAAAGCAACCAAUGUUGUCUGA